ACACACUCAAUGAACGCGUUGAAAAAAUGACAUAAAAAAAUAUAAAUAAAUUUACGCGAAAUCAUGACAGACCAAUGGAAUAUCUCCACGUGUCCCCACUUGACAAAAAAAUCAAGCACAGCAUCGUAUCUUUAUCAUGACCAACCCCGUUUUCAUCUACCACAAAGCGAGAAUCGGUGUCUAAACUCUGAACCCUAAAAACAGAGACCAACAGAAACUCCCAACUUCAAAACCGAAACCCGUUUUCUUCUUUCACUCUCCUUUAGUUUUUCUCCCCAGUAAACCAUAGAAAUGAGCCGUGCACAGGAUCCACACCCUAACAAAUCCUUUUUCCCCUUUGGUAAUCCUUUUCGGAUGAUAUCACCUAAAGGAUCUCGCCUGUCUCCACAACAACUAACAGUAUUACACGAGUUUGAGGCAAAGUUGGCUGAGCGGCUGAGAAAGCUCACACCCAAAAGCAAGGAUGAAAUCCUCAGCUUCACUUGGAUGACAUCAGCUAUGGCAUCGAUUCGUGAAACUCAUAGUGAUGUACUAACCCUUAUAGCAGAUCUCGAGCUGCCUGUGACUGACUGGGACGACAAAUGGAAGGAUGUGUACUUGGACAUAAGUGUGAAGUUGCUAGAUAUUUGCAAUGCAUUUAGCUCUGAGAUCUCACGUCUGAACCAAUCUAAUCUUUCAGUUAAGUGUGCGCUGCAUAGUUUGGAGUCUGCAUCUCCAAAGCAUUUUAUUCGUGCUUGUUCGUCACUUGAUAGCUGGAGGCAGCUUACUAAUUCUAGGAACCCCAGAAUUGAGAAAUGUCUUACCGUUUUGGAUGAUCUUGUGGGAUCACUUGAUCUGCCCAAGGUUAAAAAUUCUGCCAAGGGUAAGGCCUUGAUGCAAGCCAUGUAUGGAGUCAAGGUGCAGACAGUGUUUGUUUGCAGCGUGUUUGCGGCAGCUUUCUCAGCCUCACCAAAGAAGUUGCUGAACUUGGAUGUCGCUGACGUGUAUUCCUGGGCUCCAGCAUUCAGAAGUUUGCAGACUUUUGUAAAUGAGGAAAUUAGAGUUAGAUUUUCCAGUGGCAGAUUUUCUGUGUUGAAUGAGUUGGAAGCCAUUGAUGCCUCCGUGAAGGAAUUGUACCCUAUAAUCCAGGGUAGUGUAGAUACAGUGAAGAUGGAAUCAUAUCAACAUAAUGUUCACAAGUUGAGCAAUGCAUCAGGGAAUCUUUCACAAGGACUAGAUCUUCUUGCUAAGGAGGUGGAUGGAUUCUUCCAAGUAGUUCUAACUAGCCGUGACACUUUGUUGUCAAAUUUGAGGCCAGAUAAAAUUGUAAAUGAGAGAGUACAUGGGAGUAAGGUAGAUCAGCUAGUGCACUAAUCAUGCAGCAGACUAACUUUGGUGUAUGUAUAGUGUGGGGUUUUUCUUUUUUGUUUUGUGGUUUUAGAAUUGUAGUGUUUAUCAGGUUUUGUUUGGUUUGGUUAAGAUUGUGCAAGUUAUAUUAGAUUAUAGUGUAGUAUUAUUAAGGUGAAAUGUGUACCUGAGUUGUUCUGUGUAAUAUCAAAGCAGUUAAAAUAUAUAUUGAAAGUGUUAUUUUGCCUAA
This is a messenger RNA of Arachis duranensis, 1576 nucleotides long. RefSeq names its product protein BPS1, chloroplastic. NCBI's taxonomy places the organism in Eukaryota, Viridiplantae, Streptophyta, Magnoliopsida, Fabales, Fabaceae. The record is from RefSeq and is a predicted model, not a curated record. The coding region runs from base 292 to 1353 and encodes 353 amino acids. The transcript is spliced from 2 exons. Gene Ontology annotation, biological process: root development; shoot system development.